Molecule: messenger RNA, 15690 nt
Organism: Porites evermanni
Lineage: Eukaryota; Metazoa; Cnidaria; Anthozoa; Scleractinia; Poritidae
Source: the annotation of a GenBank genome assembly
AUGCAGAAGGGGAAAGCUGCUGCUUCCCCGCCUGCUAUGAUUCUUCAAACCAGGGCACCACAGCAGUAUCCUUGUUGUAAUAUCUUUGAAGACUUUCGUGAGAUCUGUUAAUUGUAACUGAAAGUGAACUAGAUUUGAUCCAUCUAAAUUGUAUGUGAGUCUUUGUGUUGUACAUUUCCCGAACAAGUUUGUGGGUUAUAUUCUUUGACUCUUUGAUCUUAGAAAUGCUCGUGGACCGCCGCCUUCACAACAAAGUAAGUGUUGAUUCUCUCCUGUUUCUUAAUUUUGAAAAACAGAUCUAGACAUGGAGUUGAACGCGAUCGGGGAAAACUGCUGACGCUUGUACGAAAAAAACAUGGGUUUCCGUGAAUUAAUUUCAAAACGCCAUUAAUUUUUUUUCUUUUUUGCCUUUAGGAUCAGACGAUUUUAAUCCAAGACAAGCACAGCCUUACCAGGUAAAAUCACUGUUUAAGUUCUCUCGAACUGCGCGUUGUUUAUGUCGAGUCGUCGAAGGCUUGAUUUGAUGCUGGUGUUCUCGUGUCUCGUGGAAUUCUGUGACUUCUUGUUGCGUAACAAACUCUCCCUUCGUCGUGAUGAAUGAAUUUCUAUUUACAGAUGUUUUGUUUCGUUUCCAAGGACUGCAAAUUUUGCUAUAAAGCGUACUGGUAAGCUCAAGUGUACGAUAUACGCGAUACUCUCAGAAAGCUAACUAAACUUCUCGCUCAGUUGAUUGUUUUAGGAAAUAUGAACGUUUGUGCUACUUCCGCUAAAGUAGUAGCCUUUGUUUUCCGUAGAAAGAUCAUCUAGGAUAUUUGUACAUUGUGUAGAUGAACGGAUAAUAAAAGAUAUUGCGGGGAAAUGGGACUUUGCAAUAGUAUCUGUUUUUAGUCUUGAUUGCUGGUUUCAACGCUGUUCAAAUUCGCUUCGUGCUAGUUUUUUUAAAUGAUCGUUUUCUUAGAAUCAACGAGAUCAGAGUUCUUGCUCUUCACAGUCUUCACAGGGAACUGAUUUUGGCGCUAAAUACAGCCCUGUUUGUCAAACAAAGUUGUCUUUUUUCGUGCAGUUUUGUGCUUUGCUCUGUCCCCUCAAUUAUUUUUCAAUCCUUUUCACGUGGUAAUUGAACGAACUGUUGAAUUUUCUCAAUCGACUGGUUUGUAGCAAACGGGGGUGGGGCGAUAUACUGGUGGUAGAAUAGAUAAAAAGAUCAGGGUUUAUUUUCAGUGGAGAGGGAAGUACUUUUGUGAAAGUGAAACUGCCGAAACUGUUACUUUGAAGUGUUAUUGGGAAUCCCUUUUCGGGAUUUCUAAAUAAGCUUACAUAGCAAUUUGCUUUCACUUUCGAUCAACCAUUUCAUGUUUGUCAUCAUAUUAUUAAUCAACAUAUUGUACAUGUAUAUGCCUUGAACAAAGAGCAAAGUAUUUUUGCAUACAGCUACAGACAAAGAUAAAUUCAAAUCGAUCGCUUUUGCUUUUAAUGUUUUUAUUCGCUCUCUUUCACAAGGGGCUUGGAACUUUGACGUGAAGGUUAGCUAGGUUAUCUUUUCAUUAAUUAGUUAGCCAUUACACUCACCUUCAGCUAGACAGAGGAAAAAAACAUGUUUUCCCAAAGUAAAUAAGAUGUAAGAAGUAAGAAGAUGUGAUUUGUUGUACCUCAAAAAUGGAUCAGCCAACAGUAUUUACUAGAUGUGGGGAGUGUUGUAACUUUGUAUUCUUUCCUUCUAUUACAUUGUUAAAUUAGCCUUUCCCCCCAAAUUUCUCAUAGCCAAGUUUUCUUUGCGUUGUUGUUGUAAAGCAAUUUUUCAUUUAGAGUUCUUGUUAGCAAAAAAAUAUCAGCAAAGAAAACUAAGCAAGGUACACUUUCUUACUCUUACCAUCUCUCCUUGCUCCUCAUCGCUAGCUAGGGAUGUUUCGCCAGGAGGUGUGUCUGGGCGGCAAGGAGCGAGGAAAGCAGGCUGUGUUUUCAGGCAGGGAUUUCAAUAAAAAUUGAAGUCGCCAGCAGGUUUGAAUAGAGUGGGUAACCGACUGAGCCGUUGGUCCCCUUUCUCUGGGGGGGGGGGGGGGGGGGGGGGGUUUUUUCCCUAAAAAAUUUUAAAAUUUCAAAACCCCAAAAAUCCUUUUAGGGGGGUGAUUUGAGGGCAAGGAACGGAAAAGCCAACCGCUGAACCCCAAAAACAUCCCCAACUUGCAGUCCCGCUUUUACAUGGAAAAAAUGCUCUCUCGUGGCGAGGUGGGGUGUUUCGCGGGGGGGGGUGGUGGGGGGGGGAGGGGGGAACAAAAGGGUGUUUUUUUUUGGGGGGGGUUUUUAAAAAAAAAAGGAGACCCGGAGAGUUUUGAAAGGGGGGGGGAACCCGCGGGGGGGUGUGCCCCCUUUUCUGGGGGGGGGGGGGGGGUCUGGGUGCAUUAUGCCCUAGAAAAUUUUGAAAUUUCAAAGCCCUAAAAUGCAUUCUAGGGGCUAGAUUUGAGGACAGAAGAGCAUGUUUUUCAUUCAAUUUAUCGGUCACACAAUCAAUUCCUACAAGCAAUAAACAAAUGAUGAAAACUGAAUCAUGUACUUUUGCAUGUAAACAAAUUCUCAGUAAACCUGUAAAGAAACUUGUGAAAAAAUGACUGAAAUAAAGCAUUCACAUGAAGGCAUUGUGCAAAACCAGUGGGCCUUUAUGUAAACACAUCAUAAUAGACCUUAUCACAGUUUUCGACACCAUCUUGAUGAGUAGGCAAAGGAGUGAGAAAUUACAGUGCUUGUAUGAGAAUCUAAUGACAAAUUAUUUCCAUAAAACGGCUGUUCAGAAAAAAAUAUGACUUGUGAACUAAAGCUAAAAUUAAGGAUUGUACAAAAAAAAUGGGGGGACAUAACUGUGCUUAAAUUUCUCCAGAGGCUUGCUUUAGAUUAUCCAUAUAUUUGUCUGUAAUUUUUCCUGCGACUUUCUUACCGGCAAAUGUAUAGAAAAUUCAAAAAACUGGUUUUAGGUCUUUUAGGGCAUAUAACGUCCUGAAUUUUUUUCAGUAGAAUCCUUAGGAGUGAAGCUUAAGUUUACAAUUCGUGUUUUUUUCAGAACAGUUGUUGUACAGAAAUUAUUCGACAUUAGAUUCUCAUGCAAACACUGUAAUUUUUCACGCGUUUGCCUACUUGUCAAGAUGGCGUCAAAAACUGUAACAAGGUCUGUUACGUUUUCAUUCAGAUUUUAUGAUAUAUUUUUUGUCUACUACGUUAUUCAAACUAGUUGCCUCUUCUUUCUAGAAAAAGUAGCGGACCUCUAUGAGUAAAGUAGUUGACGCGUUUCGUCGGCCUUCUGUGUUUAUUGAAACCCCUGUUCAGGCUAGUUGUAGGGUUAAAGAUGACGAGAAGCACUUCAAUGGCCAUUGAGGUCACCUGUUGUGGGACCCGAGGCAUGUCACAGGGUGUUUUAAGUUGGGCAUGAGCUUUCUGCUGUUCAGCCUAAGAGUCGAGCAUUUAAAGACAUCAGUAAGGCAUUAUAAUUUUCUUGAGAACUGUGAAAGUCAGUAAGCUAAUGUGUGUGAUUCACUCAAGAGGUCUUAUGAGAGGUACACACCAGGGGCUGUCAUUAAGUACAUUAACAUGUAGCACCUGUUAUAGAUGAGCUCAAUUGAUGUUACAGGAGAUUAAGGGUGAGUUCAAUUGACCAUAUUCUGGAAUUAGAAUAUACAGAAUAAACUCUAAAAAUCACUUAUAUUUUGACUUCCAUUGCAUGUAAAGUCCAGAUACCAGGUAGACAUUAAAAUAAUAAAGAUAGUUGAAGCAUUUCAGUGGUCAAAACAUUUGUGGUUGAAGAGAUUUCUCCCAAAUUUCUGGGUAUUUGUAUUCUGGAAUAUGAUCAAUUAAAUGCCCCCCCCUCCUUAAACAGUUAGCUAAGGGCCUCCACAGACUAGACAUUUAGUUCUCAACAACUACGCUUACUUUUAAGUCGUCGACAACGCAAUUUUUCUGAGUUAAAACUGAAAAUUAAGCCAGUGUUUGCGAGUUUUGGGGAUGUUCACCUCAACUACAACAACACGCUUUCCAACAACACUUUUUUACGGCCAUUCACCUAUGUGAACAAAAGCAAAAAAGGUCACCAUAUCGCGUAAUACACGAGCCUGAAUAUUUUGUGAAUUAACUGCCAAAUCUGAUAAGAUUAAGCCCUUGUUUAUCAAACUAAUUGUGAUAAAGAGCUAUUACAGUUUUAUUAACAGAUUUGGGAGCUUUCCUUGGAGAAUAAAUGUGAAACAAGUGUAAGAUUGCAGUGUAGAAAUGACUGUAAACAAACCGCCAUCUUGGGUCAAGCACUUGCUCAAAAGUUUGCCUGGUUACCAAGCAUAAACAUUCAGUUCAAAAUAAUUGAUGCUAGAUGAUUUGUUUUGAAUGAAAAAUGAUUCGUUCGUUGUUUAAUACCAGCUUUAGAAGAUGUAGAAGUCAUUAAUAACCACUUAUAAAGAAGAGGAUGAGCAGCUAGAGCUUUUACAGUCAAAAACUUGACUCAAUUUUGUUUCGUUGCCCGAGGAUACUUGGUUACAAGACUCACCCCAAAAUUACAACAGAUUUAAAGCUAUCAACCAAACUUUCAUUGAAAAAAUGCUGCGCCUUAUAAGCAAAAAACUACGGAAUACUAGUGUGUGGAGAUUUAUAGUUUACUUUUCGACAACUAUGGUAAUUGAUUGUAUCUUCGUUGUUAGUGGUCAGUGUUCUUUUCUGCAAACAUAAAUGGUUCGAGGUAGGUGGUGAAUAAAUUACACAAAAAAGAUUAUUUUCUUUGAAGUAUCAACACAGCACUGGAAGCUCAUGCUGAUGAUAAUCUUGCCAUUAUUGGCACAUCUUGUUGUGAAAAGCAAGUUUUUGUGAAAAAACUCACUUUAACAAGUAUUUAUUCCCCAUGCCCUCUUUUUUGAUCAUAGUUUUCCCUUUGGCUUGUUUCCCUUUAUUCCCGCUCCUGACCCUUUACAUCCUUGCGAGGUUUUUUUGCAGUAGCUUAUUUCUAGUAUGUAGGUAAUAUCUUCCCUUUCUCAAGUUUGAAAAUCGACUCUUUUGACUACCAGUGUUUCUCCUGGACGCUGCCAUUUUGAUUUACAUUCAUUACAACCAUGCACAAUGAAUCUUAGUUUCCAAGUUCUUGGCAGACAUUAUUUGUUAUCAACAUGUUAUCAACAACUACAAUACUCCAGGACAUAGUCAGCCAUCAAUGACUUUUACUUAAUCAUAAAGGGUACCGGUAGUUGUGAACAACUUAACAACUCAAAGGCAUAAAAGUUUUAAGAGGGUAAAUUUUAAUCCUAUGCCUCCUUCAUAGAAUAAUGACAUGCUAGGGAAACACUUUUUUGGUACCGUGCCCUGAAGUCAUGGAGAUCACAAAUUUUUGGAAACAUGUGGAAAACAAUAAAAAAUUGUACAAUUUCGAAUGUGUUAACCCAUUCACUCCUGGAAAUUUUGCUGAAAAUGCGUUUUCAUGCUAUUUGAGAGGUUUUCUGGUCACUGUCUGGCUGUAAAGAGUUGAAAGUUAUACAAUUCGUAGCCCUCUGAUCCAGAUGCGAAAUGUUAAGUUCGGGCGUGCACAGAGAGCAAAAAUUUGAAGAUAGGAUUUAAAAAUGAUACAGCAGUAUUGACAUUUUCUUUUCACCUUUUCUCCUCCCCUCUUUUUUCACUUUUCUUGUCUCAUUUAGUAGGCAUUUACUAGGCUUCAUUUUGGUGGGAAAAGUUUUGGGGAAAAUUUUUAGGAUCUCAGGGUUAGAUGAAAGGAAAGGUAAAUGGGUAGUACGACAAGAUUUUCAUGGAAAUUUUCUAGUCAACAUUACACGGUUUAUUGCCUUUUCCUCUUUGACUGACUUGUGCUUUGUCACCCUGCACAAGUUAGAUGACAAAGUUGUCCUUGACAAUUAAAGCUGAUGACUUCACAGGUAGUAGAACAGACGUGGAUCUGCACAGGCGGUUAUGGGUGGUUCAGGGGUGAAGGAGUUACAGAAGUACACGCGAAGUAGCUAGAGUGAUAGCCUGAGAAAACAGCCAACAUUUUGUGACUCCACUACUGUUUUUCCCCACAAAAUGAUGCCUGAGAAACAAGUGCAGAAAUUCCAUACUAAUGAAGCAUCAGUGCCUAGAUCUGGGUAGUGCUUUUGAUUAGUCUUGGCAGGUGGGAAAUGUGCUUCCAUCAAUCAGAAGUGCUACCCUAAUAUGGGUAGUGACAUGUCAUCAGUAUGGAUUGUCAGACAUCAUUUGGUAGGGAAACUAGUGGUAGUGUUGCAAAAUGUCAGCUGCAUUCUCAGGUUACUAGAGAAAUAACUUUGCUUAUAGGUUACACAAGGUAUGGAUGGCAAUGUUAGAAACCCAACAAUGAUUAUUACACAUAGAAUCAAGUUUAUUAUGUGAUAAUUAGCUAAGCAUCUCUUGAUUACUGCAGAUGCCACCAGGACAGAUUCAUCAAAACCUAGUUAUGCAGCAGAUGCCUGGACCUCCACAAGGACAGCCACGCCUACCAAAUCAACAGCCAUUCUACCCAAACCAGCGACCCAUGAGAAUUCCUCGGCAUCAGCCCCAAAAUAAUCAGCCGAUGUACUCUUCACCCCCCGGAGGUCCUCCUAUGGCUGUACAGAUGAUUGGUCCACCUGCUACAACUCAAUUUAUGCCUCAUGGACAGCACCCUCCAUUUAUGACACAACCUGUGAGUGUGAUAAAUGAUUCUUUUCUAACCCAUACUUUCAGUUUGGAGUAUACUUGUUCCAUCCAAAUUUCUGAUGGAUCCAUUUUGUUAGGCAAUUUCACUGCAAUCAUAUAUUUUUUGCCUUGUAACAUGAAUUUUUGCGAGAUUUAAAGCAUUAAUUAUAAUAUGUUCGAACAUAAGUUUCUGAAAUUUAAUAGUGUGUGUGCUAUAAAUAGUCAGCUAAUAGAAUUUUUUGUGGUUUGCAGGUUGAUUUCUCUCUUCCCAUGGGUAACCCAGGGCAAAUGCAGUAUCACCGCCCUCAACAACCAAUGCAAGGACAAUUUGCUCCAGUGUCUGGUCCUUCACAGCCUCAAGGUUCUCCUUAUUUUCAACCGACACCUGUUUACCAGGUGGGACAGCCCACCCCUCCUAUGUACAUUGUUAGAGCUCCUCCAGGGCCCAUGACGGGAAUGCCCCAAUAUCAAACUCAAACAUUUGAGCCUCGUACAAGGGAAAGAAAAAUAAUCCAGAUAAAGGAUCCAAAUAGUAACAAGGAUGUAACACAAGAGAUUCUCAAUCGACAGCCUUCUGGGAGUUUAACAGGAAGCACUGGUGGUACCCCUAAUAACAUUACUCCAGACAUUUCAGGUCAGAGUAGUAGCUCGAGCACCCCACCCUUGACAUUACAGCAGCAAGCUGAGGCAAAUGUCAGGGCACAGUUUGCAGCGCAGGUCGCAGCAACACUAGUUAAUUCAGAAGACAAGCCUAAAAAACCAGAAGUUAUUAUUCAGAAAGCGCCAGUAAAUAAUAAGGCAGUUGUAGAUACUGUUCAAUUAAAAGAGACAACAGCUACACAGAAAAAUGAAGUGGUAAAAGAAACAAGAACGAACCCUACUACUGGGAUAGAUACCCAAGUAGCUGAAAAGCCUGUUGAAAAGCCUCUUGAAACAGAGCCUAAAGAAGUGCUUGUGAAAACGCAGCCUAAAGAAAAACUUAGUGAGGGAGUUUCAGGAGACAUUUCAUUAUGCCCAGUGUCUUUGGUUAGCUCUGUGGAUGCAACUACGUCAGCUAAGGAUAUUAUCCCUAAUGUCAGAGUCGAGAUCUUUACUGCAGAUGAACUACGUAAGAAGGAAGCGCAACAAAUUAGCUUAGCUGCUGAUGGCGAAGUCAAACCUGAAAGACAAGAGAAAUCAGAGGAAACUGCAAAAGAACCUGUUAGUGAUGUGAUGCCUGUCACAGAGACAAAGACAUUAAAUGGACCUGUGGCACUAACCAAUGAGGAGACUGACAAAACAGAAGAAGUUGUAACUGUUGAGAGUCAGCCUGUAGUUGAUACACCACCAGUGCAGGCAAAUGUUGUGGAGACCACUGAACCCACAGAAUCCGCUGUAGAGGUACCUGUUGAUCAACAAGUUAGUGAGACUGAAGUAUCAGCUCAACAAACUGAAGAAUCAGAGGAUUUGCCAACAGCCUCAAAGGUAGAAGAUGCGGUAGCAAGUGAAAAGGUGAAUGGUCUUGAUGGAGAUUUAAAGACAGCUACAGCUGCUCCCAGGAAUACUGUUGAUGCACAAGCAACAGGUUGGUAUCAUCAACGAUGGUGUGCUACUUCGCAAAAGAGCGCUAUGUACACAUGGCUCUCUUGGGUGGGGUGAGGGAUUUCUCCCGGCUUCUAUGAAUAGGAUCCCUGGGUGGGGUAAAUACAACCAAAAGAAAUCCCCAUUUCUUUGAUUCCCCUGUCUGCUUGUUGUAUUUACGUAGCAUCAUGAAAUCUAAGUGAUGGCGCUGACUACUCAUAAAUUACCAGAGAGCGAUUUUUAUUUGACCUUGAAAUACAAAACAAUACACAAACUACAAACAAAUGAUUGGUUUGUUGCAUAGACGCAAACCUCAGUGGCUUUUUAUUGGUUCAGCACUGAAUACAGCUGUAAUCAGUGUAUUCCCAGCUGACAGUAGAUUGCUGGAAAGGAGUUUUCUACAAUGUGGGGAACAGAAACUGGACUGCAGAUUGGACUAUCGAAUGAUGCUUUUUUUCCAUUGUAGGGUUUUCUUUGGUGGCAUAAUUAUGUUGAUCAAUUUCUCUAUUCAAAUUAUCCACUCUAUUCUAGUUAAAACAAUUAAUUUAGAACACUCACAGAAACCAUUUUUCAAGGUCAGAACAAGUACAACAGUAGAGCUUAGAGAUAAGUGUCAGUAUUAGCACUCUUCAAACACAUUACUGAUAUUACUGCUCAAACUGAUUGAUAUAAUAUAUGAGGUACAUGUUAUUGUUCUUGGGCUUUCUCUCUCAUUUUUUUCAUUAAAAGUAUGUAGUAUUUUGAUGGUGGCUUAACAUUUGUUUAAAAUAACUGGUGUUGUUUGAGAAAUGUUUCAAAUGUAAAGAUUGUUCUGUUAUACUUUUCUAGGGCAAACUGCAAAAUCUGCAUGUAUCACAUAAUUUGCUGGUAUUGCUUGUCAACUUGAAUUUGAAUGACAGUUUUAGAAAUGGCCACUUGCAAAUAAUUUGAAUUAUUGCCAUAAUCAAAAUAUGGAAAGAGAAAGAAAAGGAGGCUUAUUAUCAGCAAUUUUUAAGAUGCCUGCAUUAAGUGGGUUAACAUUCGUCAUUUCUGUCUUUUUUGUCAAAGAAAUAAUAUCCUCCUUUUCAUUAUGAAGAAGUAUCAAAUGUAGUCAUGGGAAGCUCCAAGUCCAACACAUUUCUUGAAAAAAUGCACAGAAGCUGUAUAAUCUUUUACUAAACAAAUUGUCUACUUCCUGUUUGGUUGUGCAAAACAAGGCUAUUUUAACGUGACUAAAUGGCAUGUCCAAUGAGGUCACCAAGAAGGUGCACUGCCCAGACAAACAUUCUUUGUCUGUCAUGCUUUGUCUGAUUUAGUGCUGUGUACUAGUGCACUUAGACUUUGUAACACAUACAGCAAGCAAUACCCUACACACAUCCAACAACACACUGAAGAUAUUUAGUAGGAAUGAAUUUUCUCUGUAAGAAUUUUAGUUGUUUUGCUUGUGCCAGUAAUUGCAGCAGAACGUGAGAUGUAAUGGACAUUGAUUAGGAGAAAUGAAUCUUCUUACAAUUCUACAUCUGAGACCUCAUGAAUACCAUAUGAUUUAUUUCAUCAUUGAUUUGAUUCAUAUCAUAUCAGUAUGGAAUCUUUUGGGCCAAAACACAUAUCGCUCUCUGGCAAGUGGAUACAAGUUAAGUUUAUGGGACAGAGAGCUUUGUGUUUAAUAAUUUAUGACUUCUAUUCAUAUUACAAUAACUGCAAGUUCAACACAACAAUAGUGCAUUGUUUGAUUCCUAGAAAACCGGGCCCAGGGUGUGUUGUACAAUUCCCAGAAACAAGAAUGUUGUAAAGAAUGUAAAUUUAGUUUGACUAAAAUAGUGGUUAGAUUUCUAUCCUUGUGUCCUUAAAAGAUGAGUAGGCGUAAAAAGACUCCUAAAGCUUUUGAGGGGCCAAGUAAGUUUCAUUGCCUAAUACCUUGUUUAAUGGUUUCCGUAUUGAGUUGAGUUAGUUGUUUUAUAAUAAGUUGUUAAUCAAUUAUGAUGGAUUAGAUUAUCAAGUCAACUUUCUGCUAGUGUCUAAAUUUACAUGAAUAUAAAUUUCAUCUCUUGUGUACAAUAACCAGACUUCCUUAAAGAUGUGUUGAAGUACAUGUACCUGUACAUUUCCUGCAGGAAAAAAAAUGAAAUUUGCUAGAAUAGAUAUUAGUGAUAUCUCUUAUUGCUGAAUUAGUUUUCAUAGUAGAGCACAAGAAGUAUGACCUCUGCUAAAACAAUCAUUAAGAAAGUAAAGGUAUCUCUCACUUAAAUGGCCACACAGACUCAGAUGUUAUGUCAUAAUAAAGAGAUAUGCAUGGAAGUACUAAUGAGAAGUUAUUACUUAAGUGGUCAUGUACUGCUACAGUAUUUCAUUCAAAAACUCUAAAGUUAAAAAUGUAAAGUGAACAGUCUAGUAAAACUAUAGGAAAGUGCUCGGGUACUUUAAUACGUUGAAAAGAUGUACAGUGGAUUAAUGACCAGUAUAACUGGAAAGUUCUUCUCAAGCAUCUUUCCACUGAGAUUAGGCAACUGUUAAAUAUAUGAAUAGCAUAACACGUGGAAGUAGUUUGUACCAGUUAGUUAGCUUUUCCUGAGUGGUUAAUCCAAUCAAUUGGUUCUGCUAGCCCCAGUAUGGGCAUCAAAUAGAGCAAGUAUCAUAGUGAGGUUUGAGGAACAUAUUUGUAUAAUGACAGUUACUGCUGUAAAAUGCUAUUUAUACUUGUUCGGGUUUUUUUUGUUGGGAUAAUGUUUAAACUCAAAUUUUCAAAAUUUUUAACUAGUUUAUUGCAAGUAAAGUUUUGAAAGGCUGCAAAUAACAGGGUGUAAAGCGUACUUUGUACAAUGUUAUUCAUUAAAAUUACUUUUUAAUCUGUAUUGUUAAUCAUUAAUGUUAUAUUGCUUUCAUGGCUUCAUACACAAGCCAAAAAUUCGAUACCUGCAUUAUAUUUAACCCUGAGGUCAUUGAGUUAUCACAUUCCUUGCUGAGUAUUUCAUGUUCAAAAUUGCGCAAUAUUUCAGCUCUGUGCUCUCCUGUGUAUAUCCUAGCAAGACUCAGAGUUUUCUUCAUCCAUUUGGCAAGUUUUAAGGGUUGCUUGUGCUUGCUGGCAAUAAUUGCCUUUGUAGAUUUGACAUCAGCUACCUCUAUAAGUAAACUUUUCACAAUUGUGCAUAUAAUUAACUGUUAAUGUCAUGCAACCAUGAAAAAUGGCUCAUGAACUUGUGCAUUUCUUCAAAUCCUAAUCAGUUAAUGCCAUUUUGGAGUUUAUUCGGUGAGGUUCUCUCCUCUUUGGUCUGAUGUAAGUUAAUUGCUAUUUUCUUGCAAGUGAAGGUGAUAGUAAUUUCAGUCAGGUAUUGCAUUGAUUUAUAUCGGUAGUGAAAAAUAGUGUGAUAGUAGCUUGAAGGAUAGUGUGUGAGAUAGCAGGUUGUGGAAGUUGUUGCACCAGUAUCAGACAUCUGUGGUAAUUAAUAUAUGUUGUGUGCUUUGUUAAAAUAUGAUGACCUUAAAAUGUCUAGUUUUGCUUACCUUCCUGUUUGCAUUUUGAAAGCUACUUAGCUGCAUUGUUUUAUUGCCUUUUAAUGUGCUUCACAGCUACCUCAGUGACAGUUUUCAAAUUCCUCUCUGUCUUCUCGCUAUGCGGUACAUUCCUCAAGUAAUUGGAAAUGUAAUUUAUAAGCUUCAUGAAACAUACCCAGAUUAUAGAGAAGUCUUUAACUUUGUAAGCUUACUUGUUAAAACUGAAAUCUUCUAUAACACUAACUUGAAACAGUGCAUAAGUUUAGAACAGAAUUAAAAUCAAUCUUAAUUUUAUCACAUUUGAUAUGCAAUUCACUUUACAGUAUGCCAGUUUAUAGUUUAUCUGUUUGUCAGUUAAAAUUUUGUUUUGUAUUUCCUCAUGAAACUUUAAAAGUGGCAGUAGGUGUUAUACUUUUGCAACUUGUCCAUUCAUACAUAUUUGUACAGUAAGGUUCAUGAAAAUAAAAAAAUAAUUUGCCUGCUUCAAAGGGGAUUAUCCGUUGCCUGUCAGUUUUGAAGAUUUCUGACAGCCUCAGUCUCUGAAAACCUGAACAAGGGAUCUUAUAAUUUCCUUCAAAAUGUCCAUUCCUAAAAGUAGCAAUAUUUAUUGCAGAAACUUGCUACUUGUAACUUGUAACCUUACUUUGAUUUUAUUCUUGUGUCCAUUAACUUAGUAAUUAAUCUACCAUUACAUUUUUUUAAAUAAUUGCAGCUAAAGAUAUGAAGAAGAAAAAACAGAAACAUCGUUUGAAGGAAAUAGAAAAGCGAUCCUCCGAGAAGGGAAUGGAUCUGAUGGAAGCUUACACAGAAAAGCCGGCCCAGGAGGAGGUAUAUUGUUGUCAUGAAAAAAGAAAUUCUCUUGUUUUGUCUCCAGUUAUUGAUCUCUACCCAGGGUUCAUGCUGAGUAUUGAAUUCCUGAGAAAAAAAAGUGUUGAAAUUUGCAAACUGGUGUUCCAGAUGUGGAUAAACUGUGUCCAGAAAAUAAACUGUAAUAGUUUGGAUUUUUCUCUUUCCUUUUUCAAAAAUGACAUUCGGUCGCAAAGUGAAAAUUUUCAGAACUCUCUGAUGUCUUGUAUUGUAAUGUGAUUAAUGUACAUCAGUGGUACAUCACAAGUAAAGUUUGGUUCCUGCAUUUGUAGAGGUUACUAUCCAACUGGUUCUCUGAAAAUGCUAAGCCUGGCAAAAGAAUUAUGUAUUGUGUUGGAAAAAUUCUUGAAUUGAUUUUACAUCUAAAAAUCUUUUUCAUUGUGGUGAAAAGCUCUGUUGGAAGCUAGUUGGGAUGUUCUUUGGUCACUAUGCUGCCAAAAAAGAAACAAAACUGUCCAAAAGGUUCUUUAACUCCUGUUCCUGAUCCUUAUUUAGAGCUUUAGAACAGACUGCUUUUUCUUGCUGGGAAUUAAUUUUAGCGAUUUUCAGAAAGUACCCAGUGCCCAGCAUUGAUAAUAUUUUCGUUUUUGUUAAGUACAUGCAAUAGAAAUAAUAUUUUUAAACAAUACUACGGUAUCCGUAUCUUAUGUAAUUUAACAGACACAGUUUCCUAGUACUACAUUUUGUGUAGCAAAUUUAAGUUAGAGAAAAUUUACUCUGGAGUAAAUUUUUGCGGGAAAAAUGGUUGCGGUAAUUUUUAUUUGCGGGAACUUAUUUUUGUGGAUUGCUGGAAAUUUAAUUAGAACCCGCAAAAAUUUCAUGCCACACAGUAUUCUAAGGGUCCCCCAUUAUCAUUAAUAGACAGUACGAGUGGCACGAGAUUUUCAUGGGAAUAUUCUGGUCAACUCUCCAUUUUUUGUGUGUUCUCUACUCAUUAGACUGAAUUGUGCUCACUCCAAUAUGUUUUGAUAUAUCCCUUCUCCCUGUUUAAGGUCGGUGUCAAAGUUGUCUAUGACUAUAAAAACUGAUACUGUCUCAAACAAUACAUGGGAAGUGGAUCCUUAGAGGCAGUUGAGGUUUGAGUGGGUCAAAGAAAAUGUGUUAAACAGAUUUUAUUCGUCUUAAAUUUUGGUAGCUUCUGUCCACCUUGAGCUGAGCUUAACUGAAAGUUUGUUGGUGCUCACUCUUACAAGCUCAUGUUUUGUUGGUGAAUUUGAAAAACUUUAAAAACCUGGGUUGGGUUGCCAAAAAAAAAAACAUCUUGAGAUGGAUGGCACCCGUAACUAUUAUUUCAAAACAAUAGGUCAUUGUUUCAGAACAAAAGCUAGGAGCCCUCUUUUAAGAAAGUUUUUAUGCAACCCGGCCGUGGACUACAUAAUUAUGAUUAAAAUCAAUGAAACUAGGAAGGAAUGAGAUUAUUUUGAGUGAUUUAUGUUUUGAAUGGGAUAGGCACCUGGUGAAAUUGAAGAGCCAGCUACUGAAGAAACAACACAGACACCUCAAGAAGAAGCAGGUGAAGAGGAGCAGUCUGAAGAGGAGACAUGGGAAGAUAAAGAAGGUAGUAAAACAUUAUUAAAAUGACAUUCAUAGGAAUCCAUCAUGACCCUGAGCAUUCAUUUAUAAUUGAGACUUGAAUAUCUUCUAAAGCUUUCAGCCAAUCAGGAAAGAGGGUGAUUUCCAGAAACGGCAGAUGAAAUCAGCAAACUUAAGUGUUGAGUAAAAAGAGUCUAACUAAUGGUAGAAGCUCGAGGUGUUUGUGAUGCUCUGAGUGCUCUGAGGUGAUAGGCUCCUCACCUGACGAAUCCCCUCAAACUACAUUAAAUUACCCAAGUGGAUCUGUGAGUCUUGGUGUGCAAAGAAAGUAGUGUCUGAUAGCCUGGGACUUGUGGAUGUUGCUGCUGGGCUAGUGAAUUCUGUUCUUACGGUACCACUCAAAAGUUAGUUAACAGUCACUUUCGUCUUAAACCUCGAGACUCAAGACUUGAUUCUCGAUUCUCAAAACUUUGGAGGAUGGAGUCUAAUGUCUCGAGGAUCGAGUUUUGAGUUUCAAAUUUUGAGUCAAGAAAUAUUAUGAACUUGUCGUGGGAACGCACUCUUUAAAAGUGUACACUUACCUGGUCCUGGCGGUCAUCGAGUAAACUUUGAGUGUAAUUUACCCUCUUCUUGUUUUGUUGUGCAAGGGUAUAAUUCUUUAAUUCUGAUGAUGUUAUUAAGGUUUACAACGUUUACAAUUAACGUAAAUUGUAUAUGUUGCGAAAAAGGUAAGGACAAAACUGUUUUUGUUACAGAAAAUUUCUGGAGUCAAAGUGACUCCCUCCAUAACCCCUGUGGAGUCAUCUGAACAAUUUUGGCAUAAAAUACGCCAAAUUUGGUGUAUUUGUGAACCCUGCACAAUCAAUCAAUUUAUAUCUAAGUGCAUGUUUGCUUGCUUGAGUUACUCCCCUCACGUACUGUAAUGUUUAAAUCAAGUAGUUACCCUGUAUCUGGCACAGCAUUUAAGUACCAGUAAUCUUGUACAUUUUGUUAUAAUCUAUAACUUAUUAUAGACAGUACCUUAGAACUAUAGAUGUAUUCCCUUUGGCCAGUAAGUAAUAUUUAAGUGGGGGCGAGUGAGAACAGAAAUUUACUCGCCUGCUGGGCAAGUGGAUUUAAAAUUUCCUGCCCUGCCAUCUUUAUAAUAGCAAAUUCUCAUUGUAAGCGCUCCUUGAAAAGUUAUUUGGAGAACUUUCAUGUUUAUAGUAGGGUCUAAAGGGGUUAUUGGAGUUGGGGAAAUUAUUAUAACAAAUUCUGGGCUUGUUUGAUUACAUUUUUCAUUUCUUUCCUGUAGAAUCUUGGUCCCCUGAAAUUGAUGGGGAAACUGAACCAUCACGCCCAGAAGGAGGAAAGCUCACAUAUGAGCGAGAUUUCCUGCUACAAUUCCAGACCAAUCCUUUAUGCCAGAUAAAACCAGAGGGGCUACCAGAUUUAGAAGUUGUCCUUGGUCAAGCCCGAACCCCUUCAAGGUCGGGCUUUUCACAAAACAGGUAGUAAAACCAGAUGUUCUACUCAGUUUGCUGCAUUUCCAAAGUGUUCAUAAAUCAUUUGAAAAUUAAAGUUAAGAUAAAGUGAAAGUAUAUUUUGAGUAUUUUGUGAUGUGAACUUUUUUGUGGUAGG